This is a messenger RNA of Talpa occidentalis (Iberian mole), 1954 nucleotides long. RefSeq names its product dynein axonemal assembly factor 11 (gene DNAAF11). The record is from RefSeq and is a predicted model, not a curated record. The transcript has 13 exons. Gene Ontology annotation, cellular component: cytoplasm. Lineage: Eukaryota; Metazoa; Chordata; Mammalia; Eulipotyphla; Talpidae. Gene Ontology annotation, biological process: outer dynein arm assembly. Gene Ontology annotation, molecular function: protein binding. The coding region runs from base 85 to 1611 and encodes 508 amino acids.
AGGCAGUCCGGGACCCCGGGACGCGCUGCCCAGGCCCGCGAACCCGAGAGUCAUCAUGGGUCGGAGGCUGGGCAAAUCAAGUGGAUGCAACUUGAAGAUAUAGCUCUGGCACUGCCAACUCUUUGGACAUGUUAUCCUGUACUCUGUGCCUCAAUUCCUCAUCUGGCCAAGGUGGAUAAUUUUACCUAUUCCUACAUUGAUACAGUCACAGAAGAGCUUAUUAGACGGAAUGCCGAGCACAAUGACUGUGUCAUUUUUUCGCUGGAGGAACUUUCCCUGCAUCAGCAAGAAAUAGAAAGGCUGGAACAUAUUGACAAAUGGUGCCGGGAUUUGAAAAUCCUUUAUCUUCAAAAUAAUCUCAUUGGAAAAAUUGAAAAUGUUAGCAAACUCAAGAAACUUGAAUAUUUGAAUUUAGCUUUAAACAACAUCGAAAAAAUCGAAAACUUGGAAGGAUGUGAAGGGCUAAAAAAACUUGACUUGACAGUAAACUUCAUUGGGGAGCUGAGCAGCAUUAAAUCUCUUCAGCACAACAUCCACCUGAAAGAGCUCUUUCUCAUGGGUAACCCAUGUGCUGACUUCGACGGCUACAGGCCUUUCGUGGUGGCAACUCUCCAACAACUCAAGUGGCUGGAUGGUAAAGAAAUAGAGCGCUCAGAAAGGAUCCAGGCAUUGCAGAACUUUCCAGAAAUUGAACCACAAAUCAGAGAGCAAGAGGAAGCUUACUGCCUCAGACGAGCCAAAGAAAAGGAAGAUGCUCAGAGGAAACUGCAAGAAGAGCAUGAAAUGGAGGGUGAGAGGAGUCCCCCAGGCUGCAGGGACCUUGAUCCCGGGGGCAUCAGUGCCACUUGCUCUUCUUGGACGGAGAGCAACGAGCACCUACUGGCACUGGGAGCACCAGAGGGACACAACAGAAAGGAACCAGACAACAGCCAAGAGGACCUGGAAUUCUGGAAUAAGCCCUCUCUGUUCACUCCUGAGUCCAGAUUGGAGACGCUUAGACAUAUGGAAAAGCAACGGAGAGACCGAGAAAAAUUAAGUGAAAAGAAGAAGAAAGUGAAACCACCCAGGACUUUGAUCACUGAAGAUGGGAAACCCCUGAAUGUAAAUGAACCCAAACUUGACUUCUCUUUGAAAGACGACGAAAACCGUAACCAGAUCACCCUGGACCUGGCUGUCUACAGGUACAUGGACACCUCCUUAAUCAACGUUGAUGUGCAGCCAACGUACGUGCGAGUAACCGUCAAAGGGAAGGUGUUCCAGCUCGUCCUUCCUGCAGAAGUCAAGCCCGACAGCAGCUCUGCCAAGAGAUCUCAGACAACAGGGCACCUGGUGGUCUGCAUGCCCAAGGUAGGAGAAGUAAUCACAGCUGGUCAUCGCUCUUCCAAGUCUGUGAAAAGUAUCGUGGACCGCGACAGAGAGCAAACAAACAACAGGAGCAAGAAAAUUGAGAGACUGGAAGUCGAUCCCAGCACGCGUUCCUUCCCUGAUGUGGCUAACAUUGUUCAAGAGAACCGACAUGCACCCAGGAGAGUUCGAUCUGAGCCCAAACUCAGGCCAAGUGAGGACGAGCCGGACUUUGAGGAUAACCCGGAAGUGCCUCCGUUGAUGUGAAACAGGGGUUGCGUGGACCGUGACCCACCAGCCCCGUGUGCUCAGUGCUGGCGUGUGUGCAAUCACUGACGGGGCUACCCAGAGCUACCUGCUCAUCAGUAUUACAGCUCCAGGGGCUUAACUCCUACCUUGCAUGGAAGAAUCAUUAAAACUAGUUUGAAAUUAAGUGUGUACGUUAAAAGUCCUAUAACUCAUCAUUUGUCUGUUAUAAAGUGGAGGCUACUGAAAAUGUUCAGUAAAUCAUAGAGCUAUUACAUAACAACACUGAGUAUAAAUCACAGUCCUGCCUGCCUAUGCGGGUAGCUGAAGUCAUAGAUUAAAAGCCUGAUGAUUAAAUUGGUGC